CAGCAGCCAUGGAUGCACUCAUGAUACACACUCUGAUUCAAAGUCGAUAUUCAAUCUUCGAUGCUUGUGGGGAACUCCCAUUUUCGAUAAUCUUUGGCCUCUGUCGUAAUUCGUCAGAUGACAUUGACCCUAGAGCUUUAGUUGUCGAUAUCUCUGGCUCGGUCUUGGAUGUGCCUUAUGCACUAGCUAACGAGUUACUCAAAUCACAUGGUAUCAGCACACUUCGCAGCGAUAAGCAGGGAUUGAAGGAUGCAAAUAUAUCGACGUCGCCUUCCGCGACGCGUUUCGUUACGCUUCCAUCGCCUAUGGGAAGGACGAAACACUACAAAGAAUGUUUCACGAUCUUCGAGUAUCGCAUCGAUGCAGAUAGCGAGCUUGCUUCUUUGCUGCAGCCAGGCAAGGAGUAUAGUAUCAAGCUCGCUAGCAGGGAUAUAGGCAUCAAAUGGUGGACCUAUGUCGAUGAACCUCAACUCCCUCUGAGCGAAGAACAGAUCUCACAAUCAUCAGAGCCAGCAAAAUUGCUCAAUAGUAAACCCUCUGCCGGUCAUGCUGCCUUCACAGUAGUGGAUUCUCUACCAUGGCCACCAGAAGUCAGAACACACAUGCGCAUCAUACCAGCUACAGAGACCGCGGUUGAAUUACUCGAAAUCUCCAUGACAAACACCGGACCACUUCCUCUUAGCAUUCAAGUACAAGGCCGCCAACGUUUCCUCGAACCUCAAGGUCUUUUUGGCCCAGAGAAUUCACAAAUGACCCCUUCUCACCGACCCUUGGAAACAGAAACACCAGUCCUGUAUCUCGGGUGCUUGGUCACAAAUACAGCAACCGAUGAGAUCGUUCUAGGUGAUGGAAAGCGUCGCACUGGCUGCAUAGGUCUCACAUCCGGAAGAGUGGAUCCUCGGCCCAGAAUGCAGGAUUUGAUUACCCUUGAGCCUGCACAGCCGUUGAUUAGACAUGUGGAUCUUGGUGGUAUUGUUGUUGGAUUGGAAGAUGGUACAUAUCGUGUCAGUUUCCGGGAAAAGGCUAUGUGGUGGUGUGAAGGGAGGAAGGAAAAUAUCUGUGAUCAGGAAGAUGGAAGGGUUAAGAAAGAGUUGUUUAGAAAGGAUAUACCGCCUGUAAUGCUGAGGUGUGAGGAUACGUUUGAGUUGAGGGUCGUAGAUGAGGAGAUGGUCAGGUCCGGAUCAACGUUAGCUUUCCAGUACAAGAGUACACACGGUUCGUCAGAAACUUCUCUAUCGGUGGAAGCACCUGCAAGCAAUGCGUAA
Messenger RNA from Aureobasidium pullulans EXF-150, 1265 nucleotides. RefSeq lists its product as uncharacterized. The coding region runs from base 9 to 1265 and encodes 418 amino acids. The transcript has a single exon. The record is from RefSeq and is a predicted model, not a curated record. NCBI's taxonomy places the organism in Eukaryota, Fungi, Ascomycota, Dothideomycetes, Dothideales, Saccotheciaceae.